GCCGACCUGCACACCCCCGCUUGCGCGCACCCCGACGCCCACCUGCCCGCCCGCUAUCCGCUGCCCACCCACUGCCCGCUGCCCACCCUCGCGGGGCGUGUGCUUCCGCCGAGGUCCCGCCCAGCGGGUUUUGCAAACGCCCCUAAUUGCUCAACGGCCGGAUGGCUGGAGAGGGCGUGCCCGCGCCUGGCGGUCCGGCGACGGCUCCGACGCCCCGCUGCUGUUAAGCCCGCUUCCCUCCCGACCGGGAGCGGCCUGGGACGGGGGUGUGGAUCGUCGGGGCAAGCAGAGCCGCGCGCGCCCGCGGCCGUAGGGAGGGCAGGGCGUUUGGCGACGCUCCCCGGCGGUGACAGCGGGCGGCGCCCGCGCGCUGCGGACUUUGGCGACGCUCCCCGGCGGUGACAGGCGGGGCGGGGCGGCGGCGCGGCGGCCUCAUUCCGGGGCGGGCGGGCGCGGAGCGCGGCGCGGGCGGGCGGACGAGCGGGCCGGGCCGCCGAGGAUGCCGCUCGGGGCGCCGCGGUCCUGGAGCCAGUGAGCGCCGCGCCGCAGCCAUGACGGUGGAGUUCGAGGAGUGCAUCAAGGACUCGCCGCGCUUCAGGGCGACUAUCGACGAGGUGGAGACAGAUGUGGUCGAGAUCGAGGCCAAACUGGACAAGCUGGUCAAGCUGUGCAGUGGCAUGAUCGAGGCCGGCAAGGCCUACGUCACCACCAACAGGCUCUUCGUGAGUGGGGUGCGCGACCUGUCUCAGCAAUGCCAGGGAGACACCGUCAUCUCGGAGUGUCUGCAGCGGUUUGGAGACAGCCUGCAGGAGAUGGUCAACUACCACAUGAUCCUGUUUGACCAGGCCCAGAGGUCCGUGCGGCAACAGCUCCACAACUUCAUCAAAGAGGACGUGCGGAAGUUCAAGGAGACCAAGAAGCAGUUUGACAAAGUGCGGGAGGACCUGGAGCUGUCCCUGGUGAGGAACGCCCAGGCCCCCAGGCACCGGCCCCACGAGGUGGAGGAGGCCACCGGUGCCCUGACCCUCACCCGCAAGUGCUUCCGCCACCUGGCACUCGACUACGUGCUCCAGAUCAAUGUCCUCCAGGCCAAGAAGAAGUUUGAGAUCUUGGACUCUAUGCUGUCCUUCAUGCACGCCCAGUACAGCUUCUUCCAGCAGGGCUACAGCCUGCUGCACCAGCUGGACCCCUACAUGAAGAAGCUGGCGGCCGAGCUGGACCAGCUGGUGAUCGACUCGGCCGUGGAGAAGCGGGAGAUGGAGCACAGGCACGCUGCCAUCCAGCAGCGGACACUGCUGCAGGACUUCUCCUACGAUGAGCCCAAAGCGGAGUUUGACGUGGACGCGCCUAGCGGGGUGGUGAUGGAGGGCUACCUCUUCAAGAGGGCCAGCAACGCCUUCAAGACAUGGAACCGGCGCUGGUUCUCCAUCCAGAACAGCCAGCUGGUCUACCAGAAGAAGCUGAAGGACGUGCUGACCGUGGUGGUGGACGACCUCCGCCUGUGCUCCGUGAAGCCGUGCGAGGACAUCGAGCGGAGGUUCUGCUUCGAGGUCGUGUCGCCCACCAAGAGCUGCAUGCUGCAGGCGGACUCCGAGAAGCUGCGGCAGGCCUGGGUCCAGGCCGUGCAAGCCAGCAUCGCCUCCGCCUACCGGGAGAGCCCGGACAGCUGCUACAGCGAGAGGCUGGACCGCACGGCGUCCCCCUCCACGAGCAGCAUCGACUCGGCCACGGACUCCCGGGAGCGCGGCGCCAAGGGCGAGAGCGUGCUGCAGCGCAUGCAGGGCGUGGCUGGCAACGGCCAGUGCGGCGACUGCGGCCAGCCGGACCCCCGCUGGGCCAGCAUCAACCUGGGUGUGCUGCUCUGCAUCGAGUGCUCAGGCAUCCACAGGAGCCUGGGUGUCCACUGCUCCAAGGUGCGGUCCCUGACGCUGGACUCAUGGGAGCCUGAGCUGCUGAAGCUGAUGUGUGAGCUGGGAAACAGCACUGUGAACCAGAUCUACGAGGCCCAGUGUGAGGGGCCGGGCAGCAGGAAGCCCACAGCCAGCAGCCCCAGGCAGGACAAGGAGGCUUGGAUCAAGGACAAGUACGUGGAGAAGAAGUUCCUGCGGAAGCCGCCCUCCACACCCGCCCGGGAGGCCCCUCGGCGCUGGCGGGCCCUGAAGUGCCCCGGCCACCACAGCUCGCCCCGCCCCCCCACUGCCCGCCGCAAGGUCCGGAUGGAGCCUGUCCUGCCCUCUGUGGCGGCUCUGUCCUCAGGCGCUGUGGAGCGCAGGUUCCGGCGGGACUCCCUCUUCUGCCCCGACGAGCUGGACUCCCUCUUCUCCUAUUUUGAUGCAGGGGCUGCUGCGGCUGGUCCACGCAAUCCCGCAGGUCUGAGCAGCGACAGUGGCUUAGGGGGGAGCUCCGAUGGCAGCUCCGACGUCCUGGCCUUCGGCGUGGGCUCCGUGGUGGACAGCGUCGCUGAGGAGGAAGGCGCAGAGUCCGAGGACUCCAGCGGCGAGGCGGAUGGAGAGGCGGAGGCCUGGGGGCUGGCGGAUGUGCGCGAGCUGCACCCGGGGCUCCUGGCGCACCGCGCGGCUCGCACUCGUGAUCUUCCCGCGCUGGCCGCGGCGCUGGCCCACGGGGCUGAGGUCAACUGGGCCGACACGGAGGACGAGGGCAAGACGCCACUGGUGCAGGCCGUGCUGGGGGGCUCCUUAAUCGUCUGCGAAUUCCUCCUGCAAAACGGGGCGGACGUGAACCAAAGAGACAGCCGGGGCCGGGCGCCCCUGCAUCACGCCACGCUCCUGGGCCGCACCGGCCAGGUCUGCCUGUUCUUGAAGCGGGGCGCCGACCAACACGCCCUGGACCACGAGCAGCAGGACCCGCUGAGCAUCGCCAUCCAGGAGGCCAACGCGGACAUCGUCACCCUGCUGCGUCUGGCGCGCAUGGCAGAGGAGAUGCGGGAGGCGGAGGCGUCCCCGGGCCAGCCCGGCCCCCUGGCGGGCAGCAGCCCCACGGAGCUCCAGUACCGCAGGUGCAUCCAGGAGUUCAUCAGCCUCCACCUGGAGGAGAGCUAGGGCGGGCGGGCCUGGGAGCGGUGAGACCGGCCCCCUGGCCCAUUUCCGGAGCGUCCGGCCCGCAGCCUGCUCUGUCCUCCUCGGAUGGGCAGGGGAGGGACCCUAGCCCCGCGUCUCCUGAAGCCCCACGUCUCCCCAGAGGUGCUGACCCUAUGUCCUCAGGUGACUCCCUCGGGGCCUGGGCUGCUCCUGUCGCAAACCACUCUCAAGGCUCCGGUGCCCCUACCACCCCGUCCCCAGGGCCCAUGUCCUUUUGUGUCCCUCUGACCCGGGGCCCAGGGCACCUGUGUCCCUCUGUCCAGAGGCCUGUGUCACCGUGUGCCCCCCUUUAUUGCCCCAGACACUGACCUGCUAGUUGGGUCCCCCCUCCACCCCCGGAGCCCCUGCACCAGGCCCCCCUGAGGCUGGUGGCUGGCCAUCAGCCCCAUGCCAGGGCAGAAGGGGCAGCCCAUCCAGGGAAUCAACCCGUGUACCUCACUUAGCAACCCCAGCGUCCCAGCUGGGCUUCUCGGGUGCUGGGGGUGGGAGGGGGUCUCAGCCCUGGCUGGACGCAGGCGUCCCGAGGCCGUGUGGCUGGCCGCGCGAGCCUCAUGCCGGGCAGCCCUAGACCGGCCCUGCCUCCUCCAAAGUCCUGGGCCCGGAGCAGGUGCAUAAAGGACGUUGGCACUUUGCGCCUGCAUCUGCCGCUUCCCGUGGGCGGAGGGGCUCUCUGCGGCCCUGUGUUCUCGCUUGUCUCGCCUCUUUCUCUGGACUCGGGAGGACACCUUGACCUAGCUCUGUCUGCCGGGGGAGGCCCCUGCAGCUCUGCCCCCCACUCGCCAGCUUGCCGCCCGGGCAAGGCCCUCUGAUGGGUCCCAGGUCCCUCCGCUCACUCCCCAGGGCCCACACUGCCUUCUGUGUCCCCGUUCCUGGAGCCCUGGGGUGGCGCUGGGCCUCUCCCCAACUUGGGUCCCGGAUCGGGCCAAGGCCAGCCCAUUGGUCUCUAUGCAAAGGCUGCCCAGGAGGCUCCAUGGGUGGCCAGGCGGGCACUGACCGGCCCCCCCGACCCUCACCUGCAGGCUGUGACCCUAAAGAGCAGAAUUAACUCCUUCCUCUCUUCCUGCUUGAGCUCUGCCCCACCCACUGCCUGUCAGUGCCUCUCGCCUGGGCCUCAGGCUGCUGGGACCGCCCACUCCAGAUCACUCAGUAAUAAAUGCCGCUUGCACCCGC
Messenger RNA from Myotis myotis, 4268 nucleotides. It is a transcript of the gene ACAP3, whose product is annotated as ArfGAP with coiled-coil, ankyrin repeat and PH domains 3. Lineage: Eukaryota; Metazoa; Chordata; Mammalia; Chiroptera; Vespertilionidae. Gene Ontology annotation, cellular component: cytoplasm. The transcript is spliced from 24 exons. The record is from RefSeq and is a predicted model, not a curated record. Gene Ontology annotation, molecular function: GTPase activator activity; protein binding. The coding region runs from base 552 to 3059 and encodes 835 amino acids.